AUCACUGGAGGUUUUCAAGAAGAGAUUGGACAACCAUUUGCCUGGCAUGCUAUAAGGUCUCCUGCUUCAGCAGGGGGUUGGACCAGAAAACGUCCAAGGUCCCUUCCAUCUCAGUUAUUCUCUAUUCUGUAAGGAUGCAUUCUGGCACUUUUCUCCAGUCAACUUGCUGCUAGUUUUGCAGGUCACUCCUGCCAGCAGAGUGCGAAGUGAGGACAGUUUGCAAAGGGGGAGGAAUUCUGCCCAUUCCUUGGGAUGGAGGCCCAUUUUAUCAGUGCCUCUGAGACAGAAACCUUGCAGGCUUUUGACAUCCCACAAUGUUCCUGUUCUGUCCUAAAAUAGGCAUUCUGACUAGUGCUCGACAGACAGCCCUAAUCUAACCUUCAGGUUUGCUUUCUAAUUUUCAGAGUCAAGGUAAAACAAAUUGGCCCACAUUAAUUGUCUGCACAGCCACCCAAAGCUCUGAGCUGUGAUUUAUGAGCUCACAGCAAGCACCCUGCAACACAUUUUUCUUCAUUUAUUUUUAAUGAGUAUCUCAAUUAAUUUUCCAGGAAACAUCUUAAUGAUGUUAGAGAUGAAUGUUAAUAAAGUCUGUGCCUGUCAGGCCCCAAAGAGCCUCAGGGGUGGAGUAUUUCGGAGGGAUCCCGCCUGUAGUAAAAUGGCAAAUGGUUCUGUCUGCCAGUGGAGACGGAUUUCAGGGCCCAGCACUUUCUUCUUGAGGCUUGUUUUUGAGCAAAGCGCGGGGCUGAUGUCAAGCCAGUUUUGUUUGUUUCGGAGUUUCCAGAAACCAAGGACUUAUUAGAUAUUGAGAAAAAGUCUUCUCAUCCUUCAGCAGUAGUGAAAUCACUGGAAGUCAUUGUCCUACGUUUCACCAGCAAGUGCUGUUUCAAGUGCGUAGCCAGGCCAGAAAACCCUCCCUCCAGAGGCUGCCUGGCGAUAUUUCAAUUAUUUAUUUAUUCAUUUAUUUGCCGCCCACCUCUGACUCUGGCAGCUUAUAGCACAAAAAUGGCAAGCCUCUACCGCCUGGAUUAGUGCCAGGGAAGGGGAAAGCCCCUCUCAGGCCUCCAAGAAAGGGCUUAAUGCCAGGAAAGGUGCCACAUUCUGAAAGAAAGUGCAUGGUAGAGUGACGCAAUAUGCAUUGAAGCCAGUCUCUCUACCCCCCCCCCAUUUUUGCCUCUAGCCCUUGGGUGACAGUCGGGGUCCACCACUUCAGUCCUGUUACCUCUGAUUUUCAGGGCCAUCUGAGCCCCAGGAACAGCACCCAAGCCCCAGCUUCAGAAGCUUGCGAUUUCCAACAGGCAGAGAGUUAUGCGAUGGCAGCAGGUUUUAUCUUCCCAGCCCCAGCCAGCGGGGCUUCUUUUCCCAGGAACGGCUGCAGGGCCUGAAGGCAGCCACAGAUUGGCCCAGCAACAAGAAGCUGCGGAGGGUGCAGGUUCAGUUCCUUCACCAUGGGAAAAAGGUGGUUGUAGCAUUGCUGAGUUCAUGGUUUCUGACCAGCAUUUUUGCCGGAAAAAUCCAUGUGCUGGGUAUUGGGUCUCAGUGCUCAAUAUCAAGCCUUCAGUUCCGCCAACCCAGAGGAUUAAUAAAGCUCCCAGGAGCUCUGAAUUAAAGAUCUCUCCCAGCCAGGAAAGCUGCUAGUUUCUCAUCAGGCCACAGAUAUUUGCUUUUUCAUGCAUGGAAGGAGAGAGGAGGUGUCUCAUUGCGUGCUGGCAAGAGGAAGACUGAAAGGGACCAGCUGACUCUCUCCUCGGGCAUUUGAGUUUCUUCCUUGGCCUUCUGUGAGAUGCAAGUGGCCUCCUUGCUGAUCCAAAAGUGUCAUACAGCCCAGCCUCGGUUAGGAUGCCUCUCGUGGUUUAUGUGCAGGAGGACUGGUGCUUGUUUUCUUGGGCGUCCUGGUUUCUCCUGGGCCAGGUAGGCCCUUAUCGUGGAGCAGAGGAUCAGCUUCAGCAGAGCAGAGGGCAGUCAGAGCAACUGCCAAAUCUCAGCCAGGGGAGCAGCUUUGAAACCUGCUUUUUAGCGAGGUAAAGAUGAAAGAGCUGGGUCUAUAGGUGUUACUGUUUUUCAGUUUUAUCUGUUUGGGUUUGUUCCAUACAUUUAUUCAGGACUCUGUUAUUGUUUGGAUUGACAUUAUGCUGGAAUUUAGGAGAGACCCCUGGUUUUCCUUGGCAGCUGUACAUGCCUUGGGGAAAGGUUCCUCCUCCCUUUCUCCAAAUAGCCUCUGCAGCCCUGUAUGGUGGGCUUGUACCUCUGAAUUAAGGUAAUUUUCAGCCAGUUGGGGAGAAGAUGAUAGAAUGGUGGGAGCCUUUCUUGUUGCACAAGGAGGAGGAACUUUGGUGGUCUCUUUCCCUCUCAUCCCAGAGGCAAGAGGCUCCCCAUCUUGACCUCUGGGUGAUGCCAUUUCCAUAGAGUCCAAGCAAGGCUGCCCUCCCAGGGCAGUUGCAGGGUUGCCAGGUGGCCGUGGAGCAGCUGCAGCACAAGAAGCCCAAGAGGGAUGGCCUAAGCCAGAUGCAAAGCCUGGAGUGCAGGCCAGGACAGCCUCAGGCCCCGGAGAUGCUGCUCCAAGAUUGCCAGGCUCUCAAGGUCCAGGCCGGGAGGAAGGCUGCCAGGUGUGCAAAGAAGCUGGACAAUCUUUGGAGUAGCGGCCAAGCAGAGGAUGGCCUUGGACAGCUCAAUGCUCGGGAGAUGGGCUGGGCUUUGCAGCUCACAGGCCAGCAAGACCAGACCACUCAGGAGCUUCAAGAACAAUUGGCAGUCAGCCACGACAAGAGUCGGCUCCUGAGAUGGGCUCUGUCUCAGCUGCUGCAGCAAAAAGAAGCCGUGGCUAGCCUGCACCGAGAGUUUGCAUCUUACAAGUUGACUCACAGCUGCUCAAAUGCAAAGUACAAAAAACAGAUGAUCAGCCAGGCGGUACUUCAUCAGAAGCUACAGCAGGCAGAAAAGGAGGGCUUGCAGCAGCAGGCGGAGGCCUACUGGGCCCUGGUGCAAGAACUGAAGCUAGAGCUGGCACGGGAGGCUGAGCUGAACAGCAAGACCUUGAAAGAUCUGGCUCGCCUGGAACUGGCUGUGCAGAGCCUGUGCCAAGAGGCAGCAACAGAGCAGAAUUGGCAGCUGCGGGAGCUGGCUGUGCUGCAGCACCACGCUUGCCCAGUGCAGGCCCUGCUGGGACAGAGCCACCAGCUGUGUACACAGAAGGAAUGGAAACCGGACAGGCUCCUUCAAAGGGCAUGGACUAAUUGCAGCAUCUUCUGGGACCGGGCCCACGUCUUGAAUGCUACCUCACAGGAGGCCAAGCAAUGCCGAGCAGUCUCUUGGCCUGGUGUGACCCCAGUGCUGCAGCCAAGGAGGCCCAAGAGCCUGGAACAGUUCCAGAAGGCUGCAAUGGAGGUGGCCCAGGAGCAGCGGUUGGAGAGCAACCUUGAGCCUCAGCGUCUUGGGAAAGUUGGCUGCCCACUGGAGGUUCUCCUUGGGGGAGGCUGCCUAGCUGAAGCAAAACUGGAGCAGAAAAGCUUCUUGGGAGGAGGUGGUUCUCCUGCUGCUGCCAUCUCUGGCAGAGAACUGCUAAAGGAGCUGAUGGAGGAGCUGAGCAGGUCCAAGCGGCAACCUCUGCAGGCAGCAUCCAUGCUGGAGCUAGAGCUGUUGCGGCAGCAGUUACAGGAGACGGAAUGGAGAGUGCAAGGCCUGAAGGCCUGUGUGAUGGAGCAGAAGGCCGAGAACUAUUCUCUGCAAGAGCAGCUAACCAAGCAUAUGGCUGUGUUGGGGCUGGUGCAUGGACACUUCAGGCAGGCUCGGCUGCAGCUGCAGCACCAGGCAGAAGAGCAGAUAGAAUCUUUACAAAUCUCCUUGGAGGCAUCCCGUGCUGGCCACCACUGGCUACACCAGGAGAGCGAGCUGGUGCUGGCCAAUGUUCGCCAGUGGGUAAAGGAGCAAAAGCAGAUGAAUGAGGAGCUGGGCCAUAAACUCCGAAUGCAGAUCAAGCAAAUUGCCCAGCUCACUGGCGAGAGAGACCUUCUGCAUCAACUAUUGGAGAGGCUGCAAGAGGACAACCAACAGCUGAAGAAUGAAGUCAAUGAAAAGCGCAUUAUAUGUGAGCGCAUCAAGGCUCUCCAUAACAAUGAUUUGGAGCCGCAGGCUGUACUGCGACAACUCUGGCACAUACUUCUGUUGUGAACAAGCGCUUUUACUCCCAUUACACUCAUCCACCUUUCCAGGGGCCAAAGCUAGAGAAGGCAGA
Molecule: messenger RNA, 4228 nt
Organism: Crotalus tigris (Tiger rattlesnake)
Lineage: Eukaryota; Metazoa; Chordata; Lepidosauria; Squamata; Viperidae
Gene: PMFBP1
Product: polyamine modulated factor 1 binding protein 1
Exons: 13
Coding region: 2503-4164 (553 amino acids)
Biological process (GO): spermatogenesis
Source: RefSeq, a predicted model, not a curated record